Messenger RNA from Jatropha curcas, 1986 nucleotides. The record is from RefSeq and is a predicted model, not a curated record. Lineage: Eukaryota; Viridiplantae; Streptophyta; Magnoliopsida; Malpighiales; Euphorbiaceae.
AUGCGCGGCGGUCACAGCUCUACACCGUGUACUGUAGCAGAAACACAAAAGAAGCGCGUGGGGCCCGACGCGCAGGGAAUCGGUGACGGAUUUGGGAGGAACGGCCGCAUCGGCCACUGGGAACCUUCUGAGGUAGGUAUUUCUGCUUCUUUGAACUUUCCUCCUUUGUCAAGAGCAGUGCACCCCAGUGAGUUGCAAUUGUGUUUCUUGGCCUUCAGUGGGUGGCUCCGUGUUGCCAGAUUUUCCUUUGCUGCGUUUCUGAAUAUCCGGCUACUGGGUUUCCUCUUUGAACAUGAUUAUGGAAGCUUGAAAAGCCCUGAUGAAGGUACAGGCUUAUCUGCAUUUGCCAUCAAGGGCUCCUUGAUCUCGAAGGACAACUACACCAUCCUGCAAAGAUUCCUCAAUGUUGGAUGGACCUUGACAAUGCCAGUGUUGAGGAUGGAAGAAGCCAAGCAUUGGUUUUAUAACCUAUUUUAUUCUUUUUUUUUUCAAACUUUUUUUUAUUUCCUUCUCUGUUUGCUUCAUGGACAGGUAAAAUUGACUAAGAAGGUCACAGAACAAGUGAGAUUGCUUGCCAAGGAUGAAGAUGAAGAACUUACAGAGACAAGCUCAUACAAUGUAAUUCUCCCAUAUGACCAAGCAAAGGCCCUUGGUAAAACAAACAUUGAUAUUGAUCGUAUUGCUGCUGGAUUACCCUGUGGUAGUGAGGGAUUCCUUUUGAUGUAUGCACGCUGGAGAAAACUGGAAAGGGACUUGUACAAUGAACGCAAAGUACGAUUUGAUAUAACUCAAAUUCCUGAUGUUUAUGACUCUUGCAAAUAUGAUCUGUUGCACAAUGCACACCUUAAUCUAGAAGGGCUGGAUGAACUCUUCAAAGUUGCUCAGUUACUUGCAGAUGGUGUCAUUCCAAAUGAGUAUGGGAUUAAUCCGAAGCAGAAAUUGAAGAUUGGCUCCAAGAUUGCGCGUCGUUUGUUGGGUAAAAUAUUGAUUGAUCUAAGGAAUACCCAAGAAGAAGCCAUCAGUGUUGCAGAAUUAAAAAGCAAUCAAGACCAACAUUCAACAUUAACAAAGAGUGAAAAGGACGAUCCAGAUAAUCAAUCAAAGUUUUUUAUUAAAAAUGAAGACCCCAGAAGAACUAGCACCACAAGUGAAAAAUCGAUGGAUCAAGAUGAUGAUGAUGAUAAAGAGACAAAAUAUCGUUUGGAUCCAAAGUAUGCAAAUGUGAAGACGCCUGAUCGCCAUGUCCGGACACGUCUUUAUUUUACUUCAGAAUCUCAUAUCCAUUCCCUUAUGAAUGUUCUCCGUUACUGUAACCUGGACGAAUCUCUUCAAGGAGAGGAUAGUCUUGUUUGUCUUAAUGCCUUGGAGCGUCUUCACAAAACCAAGGAGCUUGACUACAUGAGUUACAUUGUGCUGAGGAUGUUUGAGAAUACUGAGGUUGCUUUAGAAGACCCAAAAAGGUUCCGCAUAGAGAUGACAUAUAGUCGUGGUGCAGACUUAUCCCCAUUAGAGAAAAACGACAGUGAGGCUACCUCAUUGCAUCAGGAACAUACGCUGCCUAUUAUGGGUCCAGAAAGGCUGCAAGAAGUGGGAUCGUAUCUCACAUUAGAGAAAAUGGAGAAGAUGGUUCGCCCGUUCGCCAUGCCAGCAGAAGACUUUCCACCAGCAGCAACCCCAGCAGGAUUCUCCGGCUACUUCUCGAAAAGUGCAGCAGUACUAGAACGCUUGGUGAAUCUUUGGCCUUUCCAUAAACAUGACAAACACGCUACCGCUAAUGCAAAAUAAUAGCUUAAAUUCUUUUUUUCUUCUCUGUUUUAUUUUUUUAAAAUUCCUUUUGUUUUUCGCAUUCUUCUGUUACAUUAACAUGAAUUAUAACUACCAAGGUGAGGUUUAAGCUUUCCUGGGAGAAAAUUUUGAAGCAUAACUCUUAAUGGCAAAAGAUAAGUUAUUGUAAGUAAUAUUAAGUUUAAACUGAAAUUGCUCGUA